This is a messenger RNA of Sorex araneus (European shrew), 309 nucleotides long. RefSeq names its product 60S ribosomal protein L39. The transcript has a single exon. Lineage: Eukaryota; Metazoa; Chordata; Mammalia; Eulipotyphla; Soricidae. Gene Ontology annotation, molecular function: structural constituent of ribosome. Gene Ontology annotation, biological process: translation. The record is from RefSeq and is a predicted model, not a curated record. Gene Ontology annotation, cellular component: ribosome; cytosolic large ribosomal subunit. The coding region runs from base 54 to 209 and encodes 51 amino acids.
AGCUUUCUCUCCUUUCCUCCGCCAUCGCCGCGGUGCGAACGUGGCGCUUCGCCAUGUCUUCCCACAAGACCUUCCGGAUCAAGCGCUUCCUGGCCAAGAAACAAAAGCAGAAUCGGCCUAUUCCUCAGUGGAUUCGGAUGAAAACUGGUAACAAGAUCAGGUACAACUCCAAGAGGCGGCACUGGAGGAGGACCAAGCUGGGUCUGUAAGGAGUCACAGGAGACGCACGCAUGCACAUUUGCUGUGAUAGGCUGCUAGUAUCUUGAACACAAAGGCGAAAAGGCACCAUAAGUUGAAGUCAUGUUUCUU